Messenger RNA from Momordica charantia (bitter melon), 1231 nucleotides. Its product is annotated as myb-related protein 306. Gene Ontology annotation, biological process: response to auxin. The record is from RefSeq and is a predicted model, not a curated record. Lineage: Eukaryota; Viridiplantae; Streptophyta; Magnoliopsida; Cucurbitales; Cucurbitaceae.
CCCUGAAUAAUAACAAAUUUUUUGCCUUUUCAUCUUCUCCAUAUUUCCUUUUUACAUCACCCCACCAAAAAUAUACAUGAUCCUUUACAGAUCAUAGAGAAACAAGAACAAAAGGCUCAACUAAAGUGGGAGAUCGAUGAUGGGAAGGCCACCAUGCUGUGACAAAGUGGGGGUGAAGAAAGGGCCAUGGACUCCGGAGGAAGAUAUCAUCUUGGUUUCCUACAUUCAAGAACAUGGGCCUGGGAAUUGGAGAUCUGUCCCAACCAACACUGGCUUGCUUAGAUGCAGCAAGAGCUGCAGACUCCGAUGGACUAAUUACCUCCGGCCGGGGAUCAAGCGUGGCAACUUCACAGAUCACGAGGAGAAGAUGAUAAUCCACCUCCAAGCUCUUUUGGGCAAUAGAUGGGCGGCCAUAGCCUCGUACCUUCCACAACGGACGGACAACGACAUAAAGAAUUACUGGAACACCCACUUGAAGAAGAAGCUGAAGAAGCUGCAAUCCGAAGGAGGACAAGAUCGGUGCACAGCAUCGUCACUCACAAAGUCAAAGGGGCAGUGGGAAAGAAGGCUGCAGACAGACAUUCACACAGCAAAGCGAGCCUUGUGUGAAGCCCUGUCCCUGGACAAGACAACCUCGUACUACGACAUCAUGGGUGAAUCAAAAACCCCCACCAACAGCAAUCUCCAAACCCCAAUAACCACUGCUACUUACGCAUCUAGUGCUGAAAAUAUCGCCCGGUUGCUGGAGAAUUGGAUGAAAAAAUCACCAAAAUCAUCACAAACCACGACCACACAACUCUCUGUGACAGCCAGCGAGGGUUCACACAGUGCCACAAACACAACCUCACCAGAGCCCAAUUUGGAUUAUCACUCCAGCUUCAUCAGUUUCAACAAUACUAACUACUCCUCUUCAACGCCCAACCAAGUCCCUCUUACUUUGCUGGAGAAGUGGCUGUUCGACGAUGCUGCUUUGGCUCAUGUUCCAGAUCACGACCUAAUUAGUGUCUCAUUAGAGCCCGAAACUGAAGGGGGUUUGUUUUAAUUAGGGGGCUUUUUGUUGUUUUGUGUGCUUAAAUUAGCAAUGUCGUCAAUAGAGCUUCCUUGUGUGGACUUCAACACACGAGGAAACGAACGAACCAAACACUUUUCACACUAUUCCUGCGGUUUGAAACAGAUCAAAAGUGUAAAUUAUAAGUAAAAACUUUGUAUGUAUGUAUAUAUAUAUAUAAAU